UAUGGUUUCUUUUGCAGGAAGGAGCUUCUAAGAGCCAUUGAUUUGAGGCUUGUGACUCUCAAGCAAGACCUGGCCACAGCUUGUGCUCGGGCAUGUUCUGCUGGAUUUACCACUGACAGUGUUUCUGAACUUCUUCUUUUUGCAGAAUAUUUUGGUGCAAAACGCCUAAGUGAGGCAUGCAACAAAUUUAUUGUGCUUUGCCAGAGGCAUUCUGAGCUAAUUGGCCAGCAGCACCAACCGCAGCCUGUGUCUCUAAAUUUGAAAAGUUUUGCUGAUGGGAAUGUUUGCCCCUCCUCAAGCUCAGACACGUCGAUAGACAAGCCAGAGUUGGGGGAUGGUGGUGCUGGUAAACCACCUGAUGGUGCUGGUCUCCAGCAUCACAAUAUCAACACUAGCCAGCCAUCACAGCUGAACUCAACAGAGUUAGGCACAUCUGAGCAGGCCAAGCCCAUCCAACGGCGGAGGGCAGUGUCAGAGGAGCCUAUUUCAUGUGCUUCAUCAGCUAAUGAGCCAGCUCAGCAGGAUGGAGGAGGGAGUUUUAGGCGGCUUAGCGUGCAGGAUAGGAUCAACCUAUUUGAGAACAAGCAAAAGGAACAAUCUUCAAGUUCUCGAAAUAUCACAACUGCAGGUAUUGUUAAUAGGGUAGUAGCAGGUAAAUGGGAGCAUAGGAGGCUUCCUUCUGAUGUUUCAGAGAAGUCAGUAUUGAGAAGAUGGAGUGGUGCUAGUGACAUGAGCAUUGAUCUUAACAUCAGCAACAGUAACACUUUUAAUGACCACAAAGAAAGUAGGAAUGCUGUUGGAAAUCCUACAUCUGCCAAUUUGCCAUGUCCAUCAUUAAGUAAAUCUGAAGAGACCGAGGCCUUUGAGUUGAAGGAUACUGCAACAUCACAAUGCUGGUUGGAUCUUAAAGAAAGAAUGGUCACUUCCUCUUCUUCUUUGCAGUUCCAGUGCAAAAAUUUUCCUGGUGAUAAAGAUUGUACUGAGGGUGAAGAUAUCAAGUUUUCUAUGAGCAAGGACAGGCCAGUGCUGGAUAAGAGGCAGCACAAGCAUUACAGAAGUGCUUCUGUGAGCAGGAUGGAGUACUGUGGAUUGGGUAAUCAAGAUGCUUCUAGGACUCAAAAAACGGGCCUUUCAGAAACCAGCAACAAUGCUGAGUUGAAAGAUCAUGCAGCCUGUCACAUCCAUUUAAAAACAGAGGAUCACGUGCAACUGAAAAAUCAAGUAGCUUUGCCGGAAAUAUCACAAGCUGUAUCAGCUGUGACCAAGCAGAAUAGCUGGAGAGAGCAAGUUCUGCAGUCCCAAACUAGAGAAAAUCCUUCUCGAUCAGAUGGUGUUGAGCUGAAGGAUCAAGCAGAGGUGGUUAACCAACUCCAGACAUUUGAGAGAAGAACAGAUGUUGAAGCGAAAGAAGUGAAAGCAAAUGGCCUAUCAGAUUCUCAGGCCCGGUUCAAAAUUUCAUCUGGUUUGUCAUUGGAGUGUGAUCUACAGAUUUCUCAAUCUCAGAAGAAAAAAAAUGCUGUAAAAAUGGAGGAAGCAGUGGCAAGAAAGGCUGUUAAACGAAAAGAAGAUGCCAGUCACCAGGAAAUAAAUUGUCCUAAACAAUCAUUUGUUCCCAAGGGAAGUGUAGACGAAAUAAUACAGGGUGAUACAGAUCACAUGCCUGCUUUUCCUUUGACAAAAACUAAGGAAAUUGAACCACCUUCUGCAUAUCAGAUGGAGCAGCUUCCGGCUGGGAUGGCAUCUAAACGAAAUCAAGAAUUAAAUGAUGAAUUACGAAUGAAGGCUAAUGAGUUGGAAAAACUUUUUGCUGCACAUAAGCUUGGAACUCUCAGUGAGCAGACAGCUUCCUCUCAAAGAAGCAGACCUGUAGAUGUCCAGGAGGAUCAUGUUCCCAUGGCUAUGGAGAAAAGACAUGCAGUGGUACUUCCUGAUCAAGUGCCUGAGAAGAAAUAUCCAAGGAAUAUUCCGAACAAUGUUGUAGAUUUUGAUGCCAAUUUCCUGCUGAAAAUGGUAGGCAAUAAGGAGCAUUGUAGCAGUAUGAACCAAAAGUUCGAUGCUGUCAGUCCAUCAGAUGAUUCUAGAGGAAAAUUUUUCUUUAAGUACAUGCAGAAACGAGAUGCAAAGCUAUUGGAAGAGUGGGAAACAGAAAGGGUUCAGAAGGAUGCAAAAAUGAAGGCAAUGCGUGACAGCCUGGAACGUAGUCAAGCUGAGAUGAAUUCCAGAUAUUCAGGAACUGCUGAUAGACAUGGUUCAAAAUACACUCAUCAUCAUGCAGGAAAGUUGAGAUCUAUUAGUAGUACAUCCAUAAAUUGCAAAAAUCAGGCUGUUGACUCUGUUCACGAAGAGGGGGAAGAUCUGGAUGAUUUGUACAAACAAGUUGGUCAUGGGCAACAUACAUCCUACAAUGAUUCAUUUGGUGACAAUUCUUCUAGAAGUACCAACUCCCUGAAGCUUUUCUCUACAAAAACUUUGUCUUCUUCUACUCCUCGGCCAUCAGUAGCUUCAGCUCCAAAGACUUCUGUAAAGUCUACCGGAACUGUGUCAGUAAAGCACAUGAUUCGAACUGAAAAUCCUCUUGCUGAAUCACUUUCCAACUUCUCUGACUUCAGAAAGGAAAAUGCAAAGCCAUCAGCGGCAAUUAACAGGGUAAAUACACGAGAGAAACCAAAAUUCCAUUCUCGAAGCAAGAGCAUUGUUGAAGAGACUAACCUUGUUAAGGAAGACAAGCCACGUAGGUCUUCGUCCAUGAGAAAAAGUGCAGCUAUUCCUGGUGAAUUGAAGAACCUUUCUCCUCUCAAUUCCGUUAGCCCUGGGUUUUCCAAGGCACAAAGGGAUGCUGCUUUUAUCAAUAAAGUCCACAAGACCGAGGAGUUUAAACAAUUGAUCAGGAAAGGGAAAGGUUCAGGUCCUGUUUUAGAGUCUAUUAUCAUUAAAUCCAAAGCCUCUGUGGUUUCUGAGUUGAAUAAGAAUGGAGAGUAUUCUGAAGGUAUAAUUCAGCAAGAGGACUCACCUGACCUGGAUAAAGAUUUGUUGGAGAGACCUUCUGCUGAACAAGACCUUGAGGCAUCUGAUUUUCCUGUUGACUCCGAUAGUGAAAAGCCACAACACAUUCAAGAAUAUGAAAAUUCUGAUGAAUUUUGGUCAGAAUAUGGUGAUGUUCAAACGUCUCUGUCCCAGGCAGAUUAUGAUACAGCUCCUGCUUCUCCUAAGUUUAGUACUUCUGCAGGGAAUACAUUAGAGUCAGCAGGAGAAAGCCCUCGAUUAUGGAAUCCACACCUACACAAUUCAUUUCCUUAUGUACAUGAGGCAUCAAAUAUUGAUGCUUUUGUAGAUUCACCUGUAGGCAGUCCAGCAUCAUGGAAUUUACACCCUCUUAACCAAAUGAUGGAGACAGAUGCUGCUCGAACGAGGAAGAAAUGGGGAAGUGCUCCGAUGCCUAUGAUUGUUGCUAAUGCAUCCCAACAGUCACACAAGGACGUCACAAAAGGGUUUAAACGAUUACUGAAAUUUGGAAGGAAGAGUAGGGGUGCGGAGACUCUUGUCACUGAUUGGGUAUCUGCUUCAACAGCUUCUGAAGGCGAUGAUGACACAGAAGAUGGUCAUGAUUUGGCAACACGGCCAGCAGAUGACUUGAGGAAGUCGAGAAUGGGAUGCUUAUUUCCUCAUGAUGGGUUCAAUGAAGGAGAGAUAUUUCCUGAACAAGGUACAAGUCUUUUCCUCUUUGAUAGUCUUUCCACCAUCUUUAAUGAAUGA
This is a messenger RNA of Musa acuminata subsp. malaccensis (wild Malaysian banana), 3753 nucleotides long. The record is from RefSeq and is a predicted model, not a curated record. Lineage: Eukaryota; Viridiplantae; Streptophyta; Magnoliopsida; Zingiberales; Musaceae.